Molecule: messenger RNA, 1284 nt
Organism: Haemonchus placei
Lineage: Eukaryota; Metazoa; Nematoda; Chromadorea; Rhabditida; Trichostrongylidae
Source: the annotation of a GenBank genome assembly
UAUUUGGGCAUGGCAUGUUUUUUUUUCAGUUUUGCUUUGAUUCAUGCAACGCGAAAGACAUUGUCCACAGUUAAACCAUCUAUGAUUGCAACAUGGACUCAUGGAACUCCUACCAAACCUCCACUGUUUCCUUCCGAUCAGGCAGCCUCCGAGUUCCUUGCAAUGCUGGACGGUGGUUUCCUCUUAGCAUAUUCCGUGGGUCUGUUUGGAGGAGGUGUUCUGGGAGAUCGUUACAAUCCUCGCGUGGUUUUGUCAAUUGGAAUGUGGUUGUCGGCGAUUGUGGUCUUCCUUUUUGGAUACGCAACGGAGUACUUCCACGUUUAUUCAAAGACCCUUUAUGCCUUUCUUUGGAUUUCGGGCGGACUGUUCCAAUCAGUGGCCUGGCCAACUGAGGUUAUUUGUAUAGUAGGUAAUUGGUUCGGUCAUUGUUCACGAGGGGCUGUUAUGGGUGUUUGGUCAGCAUGUGCAAGUGUUGGUAAUAUAAUCGGCACAAUGAUCUCGUCUCAGCUCGUUCUUAUGGGAUAUCAGUACGCCUUCGCUGUCAACUCAAUUCUUUUAUUCCUUUUCGGGUUCGUUGUGUAUUGCAAUCUUAAGUCUGCUCCAAGGGAAGUGGGUGAGUGUACUGUUUUAAAACCUACUCAACGCCCAGCUCCAAUCAGUUUCUGGAGAGCAUGGCUCCUUCCUGGCGUUUUGGCGUACUCCUUGGCUUAUGCGUGCCUGAAAUUAGUCAACUAUGGCUUUUUCUUUUGGCUGCCAUUCUAUCUCCAUUCGAACUUCGGUUGGAGUGAAGCUGAUGCUGACGCCUUAUCUGCUUGGUAUGAUGUUGGAGGUAUCGUUGCUGCCAUUGUAGCUGGCGCAGCUUCGGAUCAUUUCCCAACUAGAACCCCUAUCAUUGUAGCGAUGUUGGUCUGCUCCACAUUCGCGCUAUGGGGAUACUCAGCAUCCCCACCAUCACCAUUGAUAAAUGGUAUAUUGUUAACGAUUACUGGUUUUUUCAUUGGUGGCCCAGCAAAUAUGAUAUCCAGCUCCGUUUCCGCUGAUUUAGGUAGAACUCGCGAACUUCGAGGCAAUGCGGAGGCUCUUUCAACUGUGACUGGAAUCGUUGAUGGCACGGGCAGUUUUGGAGCUGCACUUGGGCAGCUGCUCAUUCCUUCAAUUCAAGGCGUCUUUGGAUGGAAUUCUGUAUUUUAUGGAUUCAUAAUUAUGGUGAGUAGGCGGUCUCAUUUCUUCCAUAGCCAUAACGAAGGCACUGGUUGUCAAGAAUAUUUAUUUCAUUGGGAAUAG